Cephus cinctus (wheat stem sawfly) is the source of this 1960-nucleotide messenger RNA. RefSeq lists its product as uncharacterized. The transcript is spliced from 4 exons. Lineage: Eukaryota; Metazoa; Arthropoda; Insecta; Hymenoptera; Cephidae. Bases 573 to 1205 code for a protein of 210 amino acids. The record is from RefSeq and is a predicted model, not a curated record.
UAUCGAUAUCCGUGUUAAACUUAUUAAGGACGUGUCCAUAGUCUGCGAAUAGAGAAAACUUAGGUGUAUGAACAAGAAAAGAAAAGUUCAAGUAACGUCUGUUUAUGGAGAAGCAGAGUCAUAAAGUGGGGAAAGCAUAUAAAAGACGACCAACUCAAUGAUAGACUUUCAAAUCAUCAAGUAGCGGUCCAAAGGCAAUUGUUGUGUCUAAAUGUGGGAUCUUACAGUAUAGCGGUUUAAAUAAGCAUUACUAUACCUUGUUAAAUAGCCACGCGCAGUACAUUUGACACUUUUCUAUUACCCGCUACCUUACCCAGAUACGUAGUACGCGGGCAUCGUUUUAGUAGGAAGCAAAAAUUCGUGCCCUGGAUUAAACCUAACACACGCCAGUAUGCAUACUGCGAUUAUGGAUACAAGUUUGACAAAGCUAAGAUAAAAGGUGCUCGAAGAAACUUCUAACCGUUGUAUUAAGUAGAGUGCGUUAGACAUGGUGCGAGGAACUCUUGAGCGAAAGUGGGACUAACAGACGGUUAAAGUAGACAUAACGGAUUGUAACAAUAUCAUUGUAAAGAAUGAAUUUCCAAAAUCUGCUCGUACUCGUUAUCGUAUUAGUAGAGCUUGCUGGUAUGUUGGAUGCUUACAAGUACCUAAGACGCUACAAAUACUACAGACCAAGACCUCGUUAUAGGCCAAGAUGGCAUCAUCCUGGUAGACCUAAAUAUUAUCCGAGAAGAGAGCCAGGAUAUUAUAAUCCAAGACCUUACUACAGGUAUCCGGCGACUUACGAAAAUCCUGUAGACUACGCGGUGGAGGAACAGCCUUAUACUAUAGAGAUAGAAUUGCCGAAAGGACACGGACAGUCAGGAACAUAUAGCAAUGGAUUUUAUCAUAGGGACUAUAACACGGGCUUGCAGAAUGACUAUAUUGGCGAUGAUGAUUAUUUGGACGAUGACGACGACGACUCCAGGAUUUUUCGCGCGGGAAAAAAGAAAGUACAAAUAAAGGUGGUCAAGGGUGCCAAGCCGAAGCUUCGCAUUAAAAUUGCCCGAGAUGAUAAUCUUACGCAAUUAAAUAUAACGGAAGCGGACAAACUUCUAGGACCCGAAGUAUCGACCAAUCUCAAGGAAAUUGAUGAUCCACUUGAAGAAGAAUGGGUACCGUCAAAUCCGGUUCCAUCAUAUCCUAAAUUUCUUCGCGGUGCCUGAUAAUUCUUCUAUUGCUGCCAUAUUGGAGUUACUCUCAUCCUCAUAUAUAUUUACGUUAUUCUCUCAUGUAUUUUCUGCAAGUCAUUCAUUCGUUAUCAGUUUUCUUGACUGACAGAACUUUCUUUUUAUGCCAUUAGCUCAAUGUCAGUGAGUAUAUAUAUAUAUAGUUUUCUAUAAUAUAUCGAUUAAUUUUCAUAUAGUGUUUCAAUCCUGUCACUACAGAUUGAUUGAAAAUCCAAAUAUAAAUUUCAAGUACCUACUGACCUCAAUCAAGUACACAUGUGUGCAUACGCAGUACAAAAUAUAUCACAGUGGCAUGAACGUGUUACGUAGAAAAUAAAACAAUUCAAAGUACAACGGUCGUUAUAGGCACUUUGAUGAAAGAACAAUAGUUUGCGAUUUAGUUUUAUUUCUAACAUAAUAGUCAACGAACAUAUAAUAGGUAAUAAUAGUAAUAAAUAAUUAUAGUAAUAAUAUACAGCUUUUUUUCUUCUUCUUGUAACAUAUUUCACAACAUCGACAAUCCAUUCGCGGAUUCACACGCAUCUUUACUGCAUUACACCUAUGUAUUUGUCAUACAUAUUUUUCCGUACAUGCAAACACGCACACGCAUAAUAACCACAUACCCCCUCCCUACGCACGCACUAAUCCACUUGAAUUUGUUUACUAUAUUUUUUGGAAAAUCUAUUCCAACGUGUAUUUUCAUUUUCUCGUGGAUUUCAUGCCACGCGUUUUUUUUUUUUGGGGUAGCCAUA